GCACAUCUGGGACAAAGAGGGCGUGGUCAUCAACGUCCAGUCCAUCCCUCGCAUGCGUCUGGAGGCAGACGGCACCCUCCACAUCUCCCAGACCUGGUCAGGUGACAUCGGCACAUACACGUGCAGAGUCACCUCCGUCGGCGGCAACGACUCCCGGAGCGCUCACCUCCGCGUCAGGCAGCUGCCCCAUGCCCCAGAGAACCCCACGGCUCUGCUGAGCAAGUCUGAGAAAAGAGCCAUCGACCUGGCCUGGGCCAAACCUUUUGAUGGCAACAGUCCCCUCAUACGCUACAUCCUGGAGGUUUCUGAGAACAAUGCUCCCUGGGCCAUCCUGCUGGCCAAUAUCGAGCCAGAGUCCAUGGCGGUGACGGUCAAUGGUUUGAUCCCCGCACGCUCCUAUCAGUUCCGCCUCUGCGCUGUUAAUGAUGUGGGGAAGGGGCAGUUCAGCAAGGAGACAGAGCGUGUUGCUCUGCCAGAGGAGUCCCCCAGUGCUCCUCCUCAGAAUGUCAUCGCCAGUGGUCGGACCAACCAGUCCAUCAUGAUCCAGUGGCAGCCUCCACCAGAGAGCCACCAGAACGGCAUCCUCAGAGGAUACACCGUCCGGUACCGUCUCACCGGGCUGCCCGUGGACUACCAGAUCAAAAACAUCACCAGCCCAGAUGUGACCAACCUGCUGCUGGAGGACCUCAUCAUCUGGACUAACUAUGAGAUCGAGGUGGCCGCCUACAACGGGGCGGGUUUGGGCAUUUUCAGCCACAAGGUCACCGAGUGGACCCUGCAGGGCGUGCCCACCAUCGCCCCCGGUAACGUGCAGGCCGAGCCGGUCAACUCGACGACCAUCCGUUUCACGUGGACGGCCCCGAACCCCCAGUUCAUCAACGGCAUCAACCAGGGCUACAAGCUGCUGGCAUGGGAGCCCGGCAGAGACGAGCAGGUUUCUAUGGUAACAGUGCGACCCAACUUCCAGGACAGCGUCCACGUGGGGUACGUGACAGGUCUGAAGAAGUUCACCGAGUAUUACACCUCGGCGCUGUGCUUCACCACACCCGGCGACGGCCCCCGCAGCCCGCCCAAAGCCUCGAGGACACACGAGGACACUCCCGGCGCCGUCGGUCACCUGAGUUUCACCGAGAUCCUGGACACGUCGCUCAAAGUCAGCUGGAGCGUGCCCGUGGAGAAGAAUGGAGUUCUCACAGGUUAUCGCAUAUCGUGGGAGGAGUUCAACCGAACCAACACCAGAGUCACCCACUACCUGCCCAAUGUCACCUUAGAGUACAGGGUGACCGGGCUCACCGCUCUCACCACCUACACCAUCGAAGUGGCCGGCAUGACGUCCAAGGGCCAGGGUCAGCUGUCGUCCUCCACCAUCUCCUCCGGCGUCCCACCAG
Molecule: messenger RNA, 1388 nt
Organism: Paralichthys olivaceus (Japanese flounder)
Lineage: Eukaryota; Metazoa; Chordata; Actinopteri; Pleuronectiformes; Paralichthyidae
Source: RefSeq, a predicted model, not a curated record